ACAGUGUCAAAGGCUUUGCUGAAGUCCAGGCACACAACACCCACAGCCUUCCCUGCAUCCCCCCGAGGGAUCACCUGGUCAUAAAAGGAGAUCAGGUUGGUCAGGCAGGACCUGCCUUUCCCAAACCCUUGCUGAUCCCUUGGUUAUCAUGUUUGUGCCACGGGAUCACGCUCAGGAUGAUCUGUUCCAUGGUUUCCUCAGACACCAGGAAAUAACAUCAGGCAUAACAGCAGUUAGACAUUUGUACUUGCUCCUAUAUUUAGAUAAAAUGCUGCACUCUUGAGCCUGUUUUGCAAAAGAGUUGCUCCAUAAUAAUGAUGAAAAAUACUGCCAAUAUAUUGUAAAGGUAAACCUGCCAAGCUAACUGUGGGAUGAGCAAAACAAAACCUGACUGGUGUUCUCACAGAUCUUUGCAAUGCACCAUGCCCUAUCCUCUCCUCAAAAAUAGUCACUGAAAUCUCUAAAUAAAAUUGUCAUUUUCACUUCAUUCUUCCGGGGUUUUGUCUUUGAAACUUGUGACUUGGCCUCCUUUAUGAAUUAAGUAUAUUUUGUGCAUAAAUCUGGUGGGUUUUUUUUUAAUAUUGAAAAAUAACUAAAGUUGGUGUCAAUCUGCUUGGUUCCAGCAGCUUUCUGAUUUGUGACUGUGGGCUUUGUCAGUGUUUGUAUUCACAUCACUGCAUAAAUGAAGUGUCAAAGUAAUUUCAGCAUUAUUUUAGUGUGGGUUUGCACCACUACUAGUGGUGGAGUGAGAGAUUUCUCAUGGGUAAUACUGAGGGAAAUUUAUAAUACCUGAAGAUCCAUUACAUAACUUUCUCAAUUUUAAUCCUUUGAUGAAAACACAGCAAGUUUCUCACAAUAUUUUCCCUGCAGUCACACAAAUGUUUCUGCAAUGUUUCAUCAGGCUUUUUAUUUUUAAAGCAGGGAGAAUACAGGAAUAACCACAUGGAGAAAUACAAAGAGGGAGUACCUAGAGAGGAAAAAUUCAGUCUUUAUGGUGGAUUAUCAACAGAACCUGUGUGAAUAAAGUCUGCUCUUAUGGAAAAAAAAAAAUCAAAGUUCCUUCUGGCAUGAAUAAUCAGAAUAACAGAAAUUUUCAGAAUUUGGAUGCAGACCAAUUGGGCAGAAUUCACAGGAGUAGCAGAACUCGUAAAACUGGACUUGAGGAGGACAAGUGAAAAAUUUGGCCUUGUUCUAGAGAAAGGGUAGGGCAGAAAUCAUAAUGUUUAUAAAAGGCAGUUCUAAGAAGGAAAGGAGAUAACUAUCUCAUGAAUGUAAACUGUUAUAAGGAAGAUUUAGACUAGAAAAUACCAGAUGUUUUCUAGAGGGUUGGCAAAGUAAACAUACUGCAUAUUUUUGGACAUUGGUCCUGUUGAACUCAGGUUUCAGGACUAUGAAACGAAUAAUUUCCUUUCUUUUUCCACUUUAACAGACCCUUGUUUUCUAGGAUAGUUCUUUGCAGAUCAGGAAGUGACUCAUGCUUCUAAAACAGCCUGUUCCACUAUUGCAGUGUGAUAUUUCCUUGUUUAGCAUCAUCAAUUAGGUGGUGUAUUUCAUCAGGAAAGCCAAAAGCACUUCUGGUGUUGAGGAAAAGCAGAUAUUCAAUAUGAGGAGGAAGCCUUUCACAGCAAGGCUGGUAAAAGACUGGCACAGGUUAUCCAGGGAGGUGGUAUUCCCAUCCCUGGAAAUACCCAAGGUCAGACGGGACAGGGUUCUGAGCAAGCUGAUGCAGUGGAAGAUUUCCCUGCUCAUUGAAGGGAGGUCAAAUUAGAUUAACUUUGAGGUUUCCUUCCAACCCAGGUUAUUCUGUGAUUCUGUGCAUGCAGUCAGAGCUCAUUGUGUGAAAGGGAUUGUUUGGGCCUUCUGCUGUUUUAACCCAGCAUUUUGAAAACGUGGGUGCAGGGAAUUCCCUGCUUGGUCAACAUUUAAAACCAUUCCUAGAGUGUUUGCACAUCUCAGAAAAUCAAUAGUAACUGCAAAACACCUCUGUAGUACCCGGUACUUACUUUUCAGAGCCAAAAUCCUACUAGGAUUAAGUCAAACUUUGUGUUUGUUUGAGGUAUUAUGGAUGUAGAUUGAAGGGAGUGCUGGAUUUUAGAAACAAAAGGGGUUGUCCUUGGAGAUAGGAAUGCACCAGAUACUCUAUUGCCACACCUCUGAAGGCUGUGGUUGACCCAGUGAAACAGACAAAACCCACCCAGUUUGGGUAGCAAUGCCAGAAAAAAAAUGACAAGAUUUUUUUGUGUUGCUAUGAAAGCAUUUUUAUGUUUUUGUUGUGUGGAUUUUUUUUCCUUUUCAUUUUCCCCUUCACAGUUGCUCUGAGAUUAUUUGGAUUAGUGUUGGCAUCAGUGGCUGCUUGGUAUUUGGGAUACUUUGUUGCUGCUUAUGUACCCCAAAAUACAGUAUCUAUUGCUGCACUUCAAGAGAUUGGAAAGAAACCAGUGUUGAGGGCCCCAGCCCCCAAAAGGCAGAAGUGUGACCUCUGGUCUCCCUGCCCACCUGAGAACUUCGCCUAUCGCAUCCUCAGUGGUGGUGGCAAACAGAGGAGGCCAACAAUUUGUUUUGAGGAUGAGGAGCUUAUAAAUGCAGGGAAUCAUGUGGCUGGAAGUGGUAUAAACAUUGCCAUUGUGAAUUAUAAAACUGGAAAAUUCAUGUCAACAAAUUUUUUCGAAAUGUGGGCAGGAGACCACUCCAGGGAGAUGAUGGAUUUCAUCAGGAAAGCACCAGAAGGGACCCUCCUUCUGAUGGCCACUCACGAUGAUGGGAGCACCAGGUUGAAUGAAGACACCAAAAAAUUAGUAGAAGAACUGGGAAGUAAAGAAAUAAAGAAUAUAAAGUUCAGAUCAAGCUGGGUUUUUAUAGCUGCCAAAGGCUUCAAGCUGCCAGAUAAUAUCCAAAAAGAAAAGAUAAACCACUCUGACCAGACAAAGAACAGAUACAAAGGCUGGCCAGCUGAAAUCCAAAUAGAAGGCUGUAUCCCAAGAAACCUGAUCUGAACAAAUGCAUACCUCAUUAAUAAAGACAAUUCUAUAUUUUUA
This is a messenger RNA of Taeniopygia guttata (zebra finch), 3035 nucleotides long. The record is from RefSeq and is a predicted model, not a curated record. NCBI's taxonomy places the organism in Eukaryota, Metazoa, Chordata, Aves, Passeriformes, Estrildidae.